Xiphias gladius (swordfish) is the source of this 1046-nucleotide messenger RNA. RefSeq lists its product as uncharacterized. The record is from RefSeq and is a predicted model, not a curated record. NCBI's taxonomy places the organism in Eukaryota, Metazoa, Chordata, Actinopteri, Istiophoriformes, Xiphiidae. The transcript is spliced from 8 exons. The coding region runs from base 1 to 819 and encodes 272 amino acids.
AUGAACGUGGAGCUGAGGAUGGAGCAGGACCAGCUCGUCAGGGGGAUCCACCAGCAACAGGCUUUACAGAACAUUGACGUGAAGGAAAGUUACGUUUGGAGCCAGUACCCUUACAAGUUCACCGAGCCAACAGUGGACCUGGUGGACGUGCUGCAGCGGCGCGUGGCCCUGCUGGUGGAGGAGAGCUCCCGGGACGCGGAGCUGCUGCGGCAGGUCGGCUCCGAGCUGCUGUGCCUGCAGAGCUCCGAGGUGAAGCUGGAGGGCCUGAUGGAGGAGCUGCACGCGGAUGCACAGCACGGAGCUGCGGUGGCAGAGAGCCUCCAGGCGGAGCUGCGCAGCAAGACAGCGGAGUUGGAGGAGCUACAAGACGUCAACAAAACCUUGACAGAGGAGCUGAGGGAUUUGAGCAGAGCUCAUCAGAAGGAGGUGAGAGAACUGCAGCAGGAGAAUGAGGGAAGUCUGAGGAAACUACAGGAGACGGCAGAACAGUUUGAAUGGCUGUGUCAGCAGCAGCGCUACUGGAUGGGUUGUGUCAAGAGAUUCAAAGACUGUCUGAUGGAGGAGAGGGAGGCUCUGCUGCAGCAGGUCAGCAUGUUGGAAAAGAAAGCUGAGAAACUGAAGACGAGUUCACACGACGCCAGUCCCACACAGAGCCUCCUCUGCCCCCUACAGGACACAGAGAGCUGUGACGGCCCGACGACAUGGGAAGCAGAUGCAGUGGCCGACCUGGAGUCUCAGGAGGAGAAGUCAAACGCGCUGUAUGAGGAGCUCUUUAACCAGGCAGGGAGUUCUAUCAACGGACACCAAAAACCUCCUUGAGGACAGAAGCCUGGAGCCUGGACUCAUCUUUGUUUUCUCUUCCCACCUUUUGCAAACCAAAAGAUAAUGACUAGAUGUUUGUGUGUGUGGUUAGCUAUGUAGAACACUUCCCAGUCAUUGUGUAGAAAAACCAAAGAAUCUUGGAAAAACAUACCUGUGAAACCACAAAUUCACUGUUUGUCUUCCACAAUUGUUAACCUGCCUUGGAAAGAAUCUGCCUCGUGAUA